CUCUGGGAGAGAGAGAGAGAGAGAGAGAGAGAGACGUUCUAGUUUUGUUUCAUCUAUUGUGUUUGUUAAAAAGCCAAUUCUUCUCUUUCUUAUCUGAGCUUUAUUUUUUGGUUAGAUCAUGAGGGUGUUAAAUGUAUCGCCGAUUUUUAGUUUUGCACUGUUUCAACAAGCUGCUUUAGCUUUAGUCCCCUUCUACCGUUUUUACCCUUCGUCUUCACUCGCUUUCUCCUUUGUAUCCUUCCUUUAGCCUUUAUUCCAUCCCACGCGUAAGUGAAGUACUAUUUCCUGGAAACUCUCUUCAUAUUUUGCUCUUCCAAGUCACGUUCCGUGAAAAAUCUGCUUAGUUGACUGAUUUUGAGAUUUUCGUUCUCUUCUUCUUCGAUUUUAAAAUUUAAAUUUCAAAAUGACUAGAUAUUUGAAGAAUUGAAGAUCAGAACAGGCAGCGAAAAACCGUGGCGUUUGUUGAAUAGAAUCUCUGACUAUUUGUAUUUGGUAACUUUGAUCAGAACCGCAUUGCACUAAGCGCCUGCUUAAACCGUUUUUACUGUUUUCUGCAGGUACCAGGUGGUGAAAGGUUGGGGCUUACAUAUUUUUGGCCAGUGCAACAACCGUGUUUUUUAAUCACAUCUAAAUAGUCGUUCAUUUUGGGAAAGCAAGAGUAACUGUGAUUAUUUGACUUGAUCAAGGAGUUUGAUUUUCGUCUUUGACGAUUUGUGUAUCAUGGGUCUGUCGUGAGUAAAUCAGUGUUGGUGGUGGUUUAUAGAAGAACGAAGAAAAGGUGGAGUGCGAAAAAUGGGGGCUGUUAGUGGGGAAGAAGUUAUGAAGAUGGAGAAGGUGCAAAUGCCAAAUGGCCGUGAGGAGAAGAUUCUCGUUUUGGUGAGGUUGAGACCUUUAAGUGAGAAGGAGAUUGUUGCAAAUGAAGUAGCUGAUUGGGAAUGCAUCAAUGACACCACCAUCUUAUAUCGGAACACCCUCCGUGAGGGUUCUACAUUUCCAUCUGCUUAUACAUUUGACAGAGUAUUUCGAGGUGACUGUCCUACAAAAGAAGUGUAUGAAGAUGGAGCCAAGUCAAUUGCUCUUUCAGUUGUUAGUGGUGUUAACACAAGUAUUUUUGCGUAUGGUCAAACAAGCAGUGGAAAGACAUAUACCAUGACUGGAAUAACCGAGUAUAUGGUAGCUGAUAUAUUUGACUAUAUACACAGGCAUGAAGAAAGAGCAUUUGUUUUGAAGUUCUCAGCAAUUGAGAUCUACAAUGAAUCUAUUAGAGAUCUCCUUGGCAAUGAUAAUGCUUCACUUAGGCUGCUAGAUGAUCCAGAGAAAGGAACUAUUGUGGAAAAAGUCACAGAAGAAACUCUUAAGGACUGGAACCAUUUAAAGGAACUCCUUAGCAUUUGUGAAGCUCAAAGACGGAUAGGGGAGACCUUAUUGAAUGAGAAAAGCUCCAGAUCUCAUCAAAUUAUUAGACUGACAAUUGAAAGUUCUGCUCGAGAGUUCCUAGGCAAAGAAAAUUCAGCAACCCUUUCUGCAAGUGUGAAUUUUAUUGAUUUGGCGGGGAGUGAGCGUGCAUCUCAGGCAUUGUCAACUGGUGCCAGAUUGAAAGAAGGUUGUCACAUAAACCGUAGUUUACUGACUCUGAGCACUGUCAUUCGCAAGCUAAGUAAAGGAAGACAUGGACACAUCAAUUAUAGAGACUCUAAGUUGACACGCCUACUUCAGCCUUGCUUGGGUGGUAAUGCUAGAACUGCCAUUAUAUGCACUUUGAGCCCUGCUCGUAGUCAUGUUGAGCAAACCAGAAACACUCUUUUGUUUGCUUGCUGUGCCAAAGAAGUUACAACAAAAGCACAGGUCAACGUGGUCAUGUCUGAUAAGGCAUUGGUUAAGCAUUUGCAAAAAGAAUUGGCUAGAUUGGAAAGUGAGUUGAGAAGUCCAGCGCCUAUUUCAUCAAGUUGUGAUUAUCCUGCAUUGCUGAGAAAGAAAGAUCUUCAGAUCCAGAAGAUGGAGAAAGAGAUUAAGGAAUUAACUAAGCAACGAGAUCUUUUUCAAUCUCGGGUUGAGGAUUUGCUAAAAAUGGUUGGGCAUGACCAAGGCACAAGACAAGAGGCUGCUAUCAAUCAUCAUCCAAAGCACCAAGCAGAUGGUACAUGGGAAGAUUCCAUAUCAGAGUCAUCAGGUGUAGCUGAUUCGCGUCAUAUGGAUGUAAGGGCUAAAAGGUUGAACGGAACUCAUUAUUAUGACACAGAGAGUGGGAGUAAUUCUGAUGAUCUGUACCACCAGGAGAACACCGAAGACCAUUCUUUGUCUGAUUGUGCAUCUUCAACUCUGUCAAUUGGAAAGAAUUUUGUAAGAGGGAAUGUUUUCGAGGAGAAUGCAAAUGAGAUUGCUUCAGAUUCUGAUGAAUACUGCAAGGAAGUUCAGUGUAUUGAGAUAGAAGAGACAGGUGAGGAUAAGAAUGAAUCCCGUAGAUUAUCAAAUACUGACACUGAGGUAAUGCUAGCUUUGACAUAUGAAAAUGGGGAUGCGACAGGUCAGGAAACAAUAUCAAACCCUGUGAAUGGAGAUAGAGAAGUGAGUGAGGUCCAAAACGGUUUUAGAUAUGGUGCCUUGGAGCAGAGACUGAAUAAUGUACAAAAGACCACUGAUUCUCUAGUCAGUCAUCCGGAUCUUGGUGAACAAUCUCCAAGGUCCUUGGCAGCAGAUGUGUCGAGUUCUAGAAACCUGACAUUAGCAAGGAGCUGGAGUUGCAGAGCAAAUCUCAUGGCUGGCUCAUCUACUCCUGGCCUUGAGAAUGGAGAACAAAUUGAGAGCACUCCACCUAAUGGUAUGGAGAAAGACUUUCCUGGAAGACCAGAAGGUUUCCAAAGAAAAUUUUCACUAUUUAAUAAUGGUAAAAACAAUGCAAGUGUAUCAAGAAAUGAUUCUUCAUCUUCUCUGGAGACUGCUUCCAUUAAAACCUCUGCAGAUGAGGAUAUCACUAGCAUUCAUACUUUUGUUGCAGGAUUGGAGAAAAUGGCCAAAAAUCAGGAGACAAGAGUAAAAGCUGAUAACUUUGAAAAGAACGUGAAAGAUGUAGGAUUGGAUCCAAUGCAUGAAGCAUUGGCAACGAAUGAUUGGCCGCUGGUAUUCGAGAGACAGCAAAGAGCUAUAUUUGAACUUUGGCAAAGUUGCAAUGUUUCAUUGAUCCACAGAACAUAUUUCUUCCUGCUCUUUAAAGGCGAUCCAUCAGAUUCUGUUUACAUGGAGGUAGAGCAUCGGAGACUUUUCUUCCUCAAGGAAACAUUUUCUCAAGGAAAUCAGGCUGUGGUAGAUGGUCGAACUCUUACUUUUGUUUCAAGUGUGAAGGCUCUUCAUCGUGAGAGACAGACUCUGAGCAAACUGAUGCGUAAAAGGUUUUCAGAAGAAGAGAGGAUGAAACUCUUCGAGAGGUGGAAUAUUGGAUUGGACUCGAAGCGUAGAAGGCUACAGCUGGCCAACCAAUUGUGGAGUGAUACAAAGGAUAUGAACCACAUCAAAGAGAGUGCAGCCAUUGUCGCGAAGCUGAUCAGGUUCGUGGAGCAGGGGCAAGGCAUCAAGGAAAUGGCUGGACUUAGCUUCACACCCCCUGUCACAAGGCGAAGAUCGUUUGGGUGGAAAAACAGCAUGGCAACCCUUUUGUAAGCUUUGUUUACUCCAAUAUGUAUACAAGUAAUUGAGAGAAUCUGUUAAAUCAGGUAGGUGUAAUAGCAAUUCUUUUGAUGAUUGAAGUUGCAACUGAUUUGUGUGUAUGGACUAUAAUCAUCAUUGUGCUGUGUAAAUCUCUCAUUAUUGGUUUUAGUAACAUGGCUUUCUGGUUUUGGGUCA
Molecule: messenger RNA, 3837 nt
Organism: Mangifera indica (mango)
Lineage: Eukaryota; Viridiplantae; Streptophyta; Magnoliopsida; Sapindales; Anacardiaceae
Product: kinesin-like protein KIN-7E
Exons: 15
Coding region: 793-3654 (953 amino acids)
Biological process (GO): microtubule-based movement
Molecular function (GO): microtubule motor activity; ATP binding; microtubule binding
Source: RefSeq, a predicted model, not a curated record